This is a messenger RNA of Haliotis rufescens (red abalone), 1429 nucleotides long. RefSeq lists its product as uncharacterized. Bases 151 to 1422 code for a protein of 423 amino acids. Lineage: Eukaryota; Metazoa; Mollusca; Gastropoda; Lepetellida; Haliotidae. The transcript has 2 exons. The record is from RefSeq and is a predicted model, not a curated record.
UGAGGAUGUCUGUAGGCCGUCAGGCACAGUUUCCAGACUUCAAGUAUGGAACUCAGAACUCUACUAUUCCUUCUGUCGUUGUCAACGUUCAUCACUGGUAAUCUCUCGAAGCAAACCAAACAUGGAUUCGAGAGUACUUAGCAGGACAACAUGAAAGAAUAUUUCAAGAGUUACAUGGUCGAAAAUUUCAAAGGAGUCUAUGAAGAGCAGUUCCAAACACUGAAAAUUAGCAAAUGGAUAGCUGAACAUGUUUCAAAGCGAACAGCACAGUAUGCUACGUUUAUGGAACCGGUUAGAGCCGUGAUAUCUCAAAGUUUAUCAAAUUUCAAAACCGAUAGUAUAACGUUUAGCCCAUUGGUAUCUAUUUUGGGGAAAAGGGAACGUCCAAAUGAACUGAACCCUGACAUUAUGGCAUGGUUUCAUGAAGCUUCAGAUCUUCUACAAAAGAUGAGUAACGGCAUUGAUUCUUUCUUCAAGUCAUGGAACGAUGUUUUAAACAUGUUACCUGGCGAUUGUGCCGAAACAGACAAGGCACCGAUGUCAACUGAUGAUGCAGACUUAUCUUUGCUCGGGUUGACCCCCGUUUUUAUGAAUCUGUUCUGGCCCUUUCGGUUCGAUAUGAAUACAAUGAAUCAACGUCUGGCUGCUUAUGGUUUGACUAAGAAAAUGUUCACUAAUAACGAGACUUUAAAAGAAAAGUUCUUUGAGGAACUUGAAAAUUUUCAAGGCAUACGUCUCCCUGUGAAGGGAAAUCAGAUAAUGUUCAUCUUUGAGGAAGAAGAUGUCGUUGAAGGACUGAACCGAUCCAAGCUUGUACCAUAUUCAAGGUCCUACACGAAAGCAAGGAAACACCUCUACACUAAGGAUGAACAAGAAAAGAUAAAACUGUUAGCCAACGAGGCACUGGACGUAAUUAACAAGACGCACACGGAGCUGUAUAGCGCCAUGGUUCAAAUGGUUUCUUGCAUUGCUUUCUUCAAAGACGAAGCUGACAUGUUCACAAGUGGGACGGUCAACUCUGCUUUAGGGCUUAUAUGGUUGGAUCCACGACAAGAUUGGACAGUGUCUUUCAUGACAGAAAAAAUAGUUCAUGAGUUCAUCCAUACCAGUUUGUUCUAUGCUGACCUCGUCCACGGUGGCUACAAGGAUGUUUCCCGCCUUUCAAAAGUCAAAGCAAUGUCUGCUCUCAGACUUGAGCCUCGGAACUACGACAAGUCUCUUCAUGCUGCUUAUGUCUCAGCUGGUCUCAUCACCUUCCAUUCCCGGGCCGGUUUCCUCGACAGAGCAGCUGCAUAUAGCCAGACAUUGCCGGGAGCGGUUCAGGAACUGAACAGAGUCAAUGCUGAGACUGACGUCCUGGAUGAGGCUGGACGAGCGAUGCUUGAUUUUCUCACUGACUACGUGUGUCUCCUUCGCAUCUAAUCUUGUU